AAGAAACUCACGGUCAACCUCCGCCCGAGUUCGCAAAAACCUGGAGGUGCAUGACGUACCUUUAGCUGGAGCUUUCGUCCGCAACUUCUAGCCCAUAGCUACACAAUGAAGGAACGGCGGCACACCUUGUGUAGCAAUCCUAUUAUCUUUUGAUUCGUGAGCUUUCGGUCGGGAAACUUCAGCCUUCUGACAACAACAGCGACAAUGCCUCUUAUUUCGUCCACAAGUGCUCUAGGCGACAAGCCUCGCGUCAUCUUGGGUCUGAUGACUUUUGGCCCACCAGGUACAGAGAGCAAAGGCGCUCGCAUUACAGGCCUGGAUGAUUUCAACAAGAACCUCGACUUUUUCCAACAAUCCGGCUAUAGCGAAGUCGACACAGCUCGCGUGUAUAUCUCUGGAGAGCAGGAGGCAUUGACUCGUCAAGCCAGAUGGCAGGAACGUGGACUAGCUCUCGCAACAAAGUGUUUCCCGCUUGCUCCUGGAGACCAUAAGCCGGAGAAGCUUAAGGCUACACUCAACCAUUCGCUAGCAGAGCUGGGAGCAAAGAGUGUUGAUAUUUUCUACUUGCACGCACCUGAUCGGAGUGUGCCAUUCGCUGAGACUCUCGAGGCGUGCAAUGACCUCUUCAAGGAGGGCAAAUUUGUGCAAUUAGGCUUGUCAAACUAUGCUGCGUGGGAGGUGGCUGAGAUUUGGAACAUUGCAAAUGAGCGCGGCUGGGUCAAGCCGACAAUCUAUCAGGGCAUGUACAAUGCCAUCACUCGAGACCUUGAAAAUGAAUUAGUUCCGUGCUGCCGGAAAUACAGCAUCGAUAUCGUAGUGUACAAUCCGUUGGCUGGCGGCUUAUUCAGCGGCAAAUACAAGAACAAGGAUGUUCCCAACGAAGGCCGUUUUGGAACCACCAGCUCGGAAACGGGAAACAGAUAUCGCGAGCGGUACUUCCGAGAUAGCUUGUUUGACGCCUUGAAAAGCAUUGAACCCGUGACGCAGAAAUACAAUCUGACACUCAUCGAGACCGCUUUACGAUGGAUUGUCCAUCACAGUGUCCUAAAAGUGUUCGCGAAGGAUGGUGGCCACGACGGGAUUAUCAUUGGCGUGAGCAGCCUUGAGCAGCUCGAGGCCAAUCUUGCUGAUCUUGAGAAAGGUCCGCUUCCAGAUGAGGUUGUGCAGAUCCUAGAUCAAGCUUGGGACAGGAUCAAAUACCAGGGACCUCCGUAUUGGAGAUGAGAAAUGGCACUCUUGUCAUGCUCUGUACGCUAUACUAAAACUCUACUAAUCCAUAUUCAUUCUUUACUUCACGAAUCAGAAUCUUUCCUGACCGAGCCAUCGAUCUUUGCUGGCUCCAGUCGGAAGACGAUUGCUAUUAUCAUUUAGGCACUUGUGAACAUUACCUAUGGAGUUCUCAAAGCCAUUUUUAUUUUGGUACAACGUCAUUGUUUUGGAAUGUGAAAAUAUGAAAUGCAUAAUGGAGUACAGGAGGGAAGCGGAGGGACUUAAAAAAGUGGAACACGAUUGAGGAUGGCUACUCGAUGAGGCAUUGAAGGACAAGCAGGCCUUGCGGAGAAGAUGGC
Molecule: messenger RNA, 1568 nt
Organism: Verruconis gallopava
Lineage: Eukaryota; Fungi; Ascomycota; Dothideomycetes; Venturiales; Sympoventuriaceae
Exons: 2
Coding region: 205-1224 (339 amino acids)
Source: RefSeq, a predicted model, not a curated record